This is a messenger RNA of Vitis vinifera (wine grape), 1066 nucleotides long. RefSeq lists its product as uncharacterized. Gene Ontology annotation, cellular component: chloroplast. The record is from RefSeq and is a predicted model, not a curated record. Bases 110 to 844 code for a protein of 244 amino acids. Lineage: Eukaryota; Viridiplantae; Streptophyta; Magnoliopsida; Vitales; Vitaceae. The transcript is spliced from 4 exons.
UUAUCGGAGGAAUCACUUCUCUCAAAACCAAACUACUCGUCGGGUUACUCAAAACCCUUUUUCUCCAUUGCCUCUGGCAACCAAACGAUCACACAUUUCUGUGGCGGUCAUGACCACCAGCCUUCCAUGGCAUCCGUUGUUCUCUUCCAAACCCCAGACUCUCCGGCGCUUCGCCGCCCCUGUGCGCCACCGUUUGCCGAUGCCCGUUCGUGCCUUCCGGCGAAGUGACUUUGACGGUUUCGCGAAGCGCAUGGCCUCCGGGGACGCCUGGAGGGACGCCUGGCGGAGCGCCAACGACGGCUUCGAGCUGCUCAUAUUCGAGGCGAAGAAGACGGCCGAGCGCAUCAACCGGCAGUACGCCGUCUCUCGCCGGUUCUCGGAGGCGGUCGGGUCGGCUGGCGAUUGGGCGCGGGAGGUGGACCGGGAGUUCGAGAUUGGGCGGCGGUGGCGGACUGUGACUCUUGAUUUCGGCAGGAAUUGGCCGAGGUACAGGAAGCAGCUCAAUGAUUUUCUAGAUACUCCUUUAGGAAGGAGUUUUGCUACAAUCUUCUUCCUCUGGUUUGCAUUAUCUGGAUGGCUGUUUCGGUUCUUGAUAUUUGCUACAUGGGUACUGCCAUUUGCUGGUCCUCUUCUCAUCGGGACUUUUGCUAAUAAUUUUGUUAUAAAGGGGAAUUGCCCAGCUUGUAGGAGGCAGUUCAUCGGUUACAAGAAUCAAAUUGUUCGCUGUGCAGGCUGUGGAAACAUUGUGUGGCAGCCUAAAGGGGAUGUCUCAAGAGGUAGCAGAGGCACUCCUCCCUCAAGUUCCCAAUCUGAGAUUAUUGAUGUUGAGUUUGAGGAGAAAUGAAGAGAGAUCCUCUACUGGUGGUGAUGUGCUCACUCCAUGUGCUUUCAAUGGCAUAUGAAAAGAAAAGAGAAUGCAGAAGAUCUGAAAGUUCUACUUGAUUUUAUAUUUGUUCUUAUAAUAAUUUUUCCUUCGGUGUUGAUUACUUCCCUUGUAUUUCAAUAGUGUUUGUAGGAAUUACUUCAAUAGUGAAUUUGUAUGAUAUCUCUCUUUCCAGCAGGAAAA